AUGCUUUUCUCAAGCCUUCCACUCCUUUUCGCAGCCACUGCGCUUGCAAGCCCACUUCAUCAACACAGUAGUCUCUAUAAGCGUGCCUGCGCUACCGGUCCUGAUACUGCAGCCGAUUUCGUCAAUUACGCUGGAUACUCAGACCCAGCUUUGAACGCAGCCACUCCUCCUGGCUACACCAACACCUUUACCAAUCUCCAAGCUAGCAGCAAUGCAGAUGGCUAUGGCGGCUUCAUCACUCUCCCCAGCUACAACGUAACUACCUGUGCAGCUCAAUGCACAUCCCGCGCCAACUGCCACGCUUUCAACAUUUUCUACGAGCGUACACCAGUUGCCGCUCCCUCCAACUGCACCAGCAGCGCCACCAUCAAAUGCGUAUUCUGGAACGGCGCCGUCAACACCGCCAAUGCCAAAAACACCGGCUCCACCCAGAACAACUUCCAAAUCGUCAUCGCAGGAUCAAAUGGCUAUGUCGCUUCUGCAAUCUCUCCUUCUGCUGGUUACGCAAUGCCUAUCUACCUCAACAACAACGCUGUCCAAGCACCUUUAGACUGCAACGGCAAAGACACCUAUCUCGGGUUCCAGACUUUCAACACUAGUUUUGAUGCAAGCAGAUGUGCAAAGGCUUGUUCUGCUCAAGCUGCGUAUGCAAUUGCUCAUCCGCCUAGCGAUGGCAGUAAGCCCAAGACCUGCCAGUUCUUUAACACGUAUGUGGAGAGCAAGAAUGGGGUUGCGCAGGACCAGAAGUGUGUGUUGUAUAGCCAGACUUGGGGCAAGAGUGUUGCGUCUAACACUGGAUAUGCGUAUGGCCAGGAUGUUUAUACGAUGGGUAUGUCUUAUGCUUACUCCAAUGCUACGGAUGCUGGUGUUUGUGUCAAGGCUUGA
Molecule: messenger RNA, 885 nt
Organism: Aureobasidium musti
Lineage: Eukaryota; Fungi; Ascomycota; Dothideomycetes; Dothideales; Saccotheciaceae
Source: the annotation of a GenBank genome assembly